Messenger RNA from Caenorhabditis briggsae, 774 nucleotides. Bases 1 to 774 code for a protein of 257 amino acids. The transcript has 7 exons. The record is from RefSeq and is a predicted model, not a curated record. NCBI's taxonomy places the organism in Eukaryota, Metazoa, Nematoda, Chromadorea, Rhabditida, Rhabditidae.
AUGAGGAUAUAUCUUUUAGCACUUCUACCAGUAUUAACUCUAGCGCAAAAUGGAGAAGAAGCAGUUGAGAACGCGGAAAACUUUAGGAGACUUUAUGGAAUCGCUUCAAAAAUCAUGGAGCUCAGCGGUAACAUCAUGAAUGGAAAUGGCGGAAGCGAUCAAGAGAUACGUCCUCGUUUUCAAGGAAUGCUUGCCAAUGCAAAGUUUGCGCAGCCAACAACCACAACAACACAAGCGCCGUCUGGAUUCAAGUCCAUUCUUGACACUUUUCUAGGAACUGGCGGCAGCAGUGGAUCAGCUGGUGGAGGUGCGCCUGCUGACGAAUAUGAAAACUUACCACCACCACCAACUCCACGGCCACGACCACGUCAAAACCUGUUCGGACAAAUGUUCGGAGGAGGAGUAGGAGGAGGACAAGCAGUUGAUUCCAGAUUGAUGCCAACACCACCACCAACUACUACCACAACUACUACCGAGGCUACUCCAGUUCAGAGAAUCAUGAAUCUUUUUGUCCCUCAACCGGAACGCCCUCAACCGGAGCAAUCAUCCAGCAAAGGAAGAAUAAAUUUCCUUGAAAUGUUCGGACUCGCCAAACCAACCACAACCACCACUGCUGCUCCACCACUCCGCGCCCUCUUUGCACCGGAUAAACCUUACAGUGGAACUGCGGAAGAUUUUGAUGGAAUCAUGAAUGCUCUCCUUCGCACCAACGCCAAACCUGCUCGCCAAGAACCAUCAUCAAUCCUUUCUCAAUUUUUUGGAGGAAGAAAAUAA